UCGACUGCCUUGGUGACAGCAUGUUGGAAACGGCCGGGAUCGUCGCCCUGUCGUACAUCGGCUUCAAACUCCUGUGGUCUCUUCUGAAGGGCAUCAGAAACUACAUGCUGUCAGGGCCACUGGGGCUUUCUGUCAACAUCAAAAACUGCGGUAGCUGGGCAGUUGUGACGGGCUCCACUGAUGGCAUUGGCAAGGCUUAUGCAGAGGAGCUGGCAGCUCGUGGACUAAACAUUGUUCUGAUCAGCCGAUCAGAAGACAAACUGAAGGCUGUAGCAGCAGAGAUAGAGGGAAAAGCUGGUGUCCAGACUAAGAUAGUGGUUGCAGACUUCUCUUCUGCGGACAUCUAUGACAACAUCAGUCUACAGCUGGAGGGACUUGACAUUGGCUGUCUGGUGAACAAUGUUGGGGUUGGCUACAAGUUCCCUGACUUCUACGCGAACACUCCUGCUGAUAUGGAUGAGAUGAUGCUCAAUGUCAACUCCUUGUCCGUCGUCAAGGUAUGUCUUGGUCUUAUGACAAGGAUUGUGCUGCCCGGCAUGGUGGAGAGGAAGAAGGGUGUGAUCUUGAACAUCUCCUCUGCUUCUGGAGUUAUCCCUACACCUCUGCUAUCCCUAUAUUCUGCAAGCAAGGCCUUUGUGGACUACUUCUCUCGCUGCCUGGCACAGGAAUACAGGAGCAAGGGUAUCAUCAUACAGAGUGUGACUCCCAACUUUGUGGCCACCAAGCUGAGCGGGAUCCGUAAGACAAGCCUCUUCGCUCCGUCUCCGACAUCCUACGUACGCAGCGCCCUGAACACUGUCGGACUGGCUGAUCAUACAUUUGGGUACUCAACACAUGCUUUGGGUGGCUGGCUGUUUGACCUGCUUCCUCAACGACUGUACAUGAGCGUUACCAUGUCAAUUUUUCUUGGUGUUCGCAAGGCUGCACUCAAGAAGCUUCAACGCAAGAAGGAAAAGUGAAGAUUCUGUACUGAUGCACUUGUCUGUAUGUCCAUGGACGUAUGGGCCAUUGGGUACAUUAAGGCAUUCUGCAUCCAAUGAUAAGUAGAAAAA
Messenger RNA from Branchiostoma floridae (Florida lancelet), 1052 nucleotides. Its product is annotated as very-long-chain 3-oxoacyl-CoA reductase-like. The transcript is spliced from 11 exons. Gene Ontology annotation, molecular function: oxidoreductase activity. Bases 21 to 959 code for a protein of 312 amino acids. Lineage: Eukaryota; Metazoa; Chordata; Leptocardii; Amphioxiformes; Branchiostomatidae. The record is from RefSeq and is a predicted model, not a curated record. Gene Ontology annotation, cellular component: endoplasmic reticulum.